AUGAUUCUAUCCUUGCUUUCCAUGCCGGCUAGAACUGCGGCAUUCUCGUCCAUGUCAUCCUUCACUCGAUCCUCAGGAAUCAAGAUGGUUCGCAAUUACUCUUCCACGAGAUUAUCCAUGAAGCUUCAAACUGCUUUGGUGGGAUUGCCCAAUGUUGGAAAGUCUACUUUGUUCAACGCUUUGACGGAGAGUCAAGGAGCAGAAAUGGGAAACUAUCCUUUCUGUACCAUUGAUGCCAAUGUUGGUAUUGUCACCGUUCCCGACGAAAAGCUGCAGAAAUUGUCCGAGCUCAACAGCUCUGAAAAGACUGUACCUACCACAUUGGAAUUCGUAGAUGUUGCCGGUCUCAUCAAGGGUGCAUCCCAAGGAGAGGGUUUGGGAAACAAGUUUUUGGCCUCUAUUCGUCAGUCGGAUGCCGUUGUCCAUGUCGUCCGAUGCUUUGAAGAUGGUGAUGUUAUCCACGUCGAUGGAUCUGUUGAUGCCAUUAGAGAUGCUGAAUUGAUCAAUCUCGAGUUGGCCUUUGCCGACUUGGAUCAAGUCGAAGGUAGAUUGUUGAGAAUCAAGAAGGACCGCAACGCCAGUCCUGUGGAGAAGCAAGCGCUUGAGAAGGUCAAGGAAGUUUUGGAAAGCGACAGACCUGCACGAUUUGCCGAAUUAGAUGAAGAGGAAGAAAACGCCAUCAAGUCGUUGGGUCUGCUGUCCCGCAAAAAGAUGAUCUACGCGGCCAAUGUUGCUGACGCUGACCUUGCCACUGGAAACGAAAUGACAAAGAAAUUGCAAGAACUUGCAGACAGCGAAGGAGCCAAGAUGGUCAUCGUUUCUGCUCAAGUCGAAGCCGAGCUAGUGGAGCUAGAAGAUGAGGACCGCGUUGAUUUCUUGGAAUCUCUCGGUGUCACCAUGGAGAACUCUGGACUACGUGCCCUUGUUAGAGAAGCAUACGACCUUCUUCAAUUGCAAACUUACUACACUAGUGGUCCCCAGGAAAGCAGAGCAUGGACCAUCCGCAAGGGAUGGACUGCACCAAAGGCAGCAGGAGUUAUCCACAACGAUUUUGAACGCGGUUUCAUCCGAGCAGAAACCAUUUCCUAUGAACACCUUAUUGAGUGCGGAAGUGAACAAGCAGCAAAGUCAAAGGGACUGCUUCGUAGUGAAGGAAAGGAUUAUGUAGUUCAAGAAGGAGAUGUGAUCCUUUUCAGAUUUAACGUUUAG
Molecule: messenger RNA, 1209 nt
Organism: Cylindrotheca closterium
Lineage: Eukaryota; Bacillariophyta; Bacillariophyceae; Bacillariales; Bacillariaceae
Source: the annotation of a GenBank genome assembly